AAAUAACGAGGACGUUUUGGAAUACAUCCUUUCACAGUGCUUGGAUCCAUCUGAUCUUCCAAAAGAACCUGCAGUAUCAGGGUAAGCUGCCUUAUAUUUCUCGAGAUUUUCGUCCAUAUGAAUUGUACAUGGAUGUCAACGACUAUGUCACAAGGUGGUCAUUAACCAGGUCAGAAGGGAAGCUCGAGGACCUCUGACUUGCCCCUAGCUCCCUUGCGAAAUUGUCGACUACCCACUGGAAAAAUUCUGACCAAUAUACAUAUGUGCAUUACAUUUUCAUUAUCCUUCAGUUUAAAUUAUAUAUCUUGCAAGGGUUUAAGUGUUUUGGAUCGUUAUGUUCGUUACAGUCUCAAAUUGAUUACAAAUGGGAACUUAUAUGUCCCAUUGUAAUUUAUUCAUAAUAUAUUCAUAAUAUAUAUUUUGUUGAAAAUUUGCAUGUUUAUAUAAGCUCGGAUCAACCGAGGAUUAGGGCGCCGGAAGAGUGCGUGAUAUGCAUUUUUUUAAAUUGUAAGAGUUGGAACGCUCAUCAAGUCACUUUUAUUUUGUUAAUCUAGAGCUUGAAAUGUACCCCGUAACAAUGUGUAACUGGCAAUUCUCAUGAACUCUUUUGACUGGGCUUUUUACGCAACAAUUUACCUACGUACACAUGAUAACAUUAAUGCCGCUGCGACUGUUCUCAAAGUUAAUUUCAAAAAAGAGAUUAAUAAACAUUAUAUAAUCGUGUGACAUAUUUGCUCUGGUUAGACAACUUCAAUUAUUAUUGCUGAUGAUGAACAGUAAUCCCGCACUGGCAGCUCAGUUUGAAGGAAGUCCAUGGAUUCAAGCUGAGAAAGAAAAGAUGGAAAAAGCAAAAAAGCUACAAGUAAACGUUUCAUUUUAAAAAUGUUUUAGAUUGUUGGUUUGUAUUGUUAUUCACUGCCUAUUCAACACAUGUUAUCAACGUAUGCGUAGCGAAUGAACAACUUUCGAGUAAUUAUCCCGCGCUUGUUACAAUUGAUAGUUUUGUUCAUAUUCAACGAGAAUAAGCAAUAUACAAACUAAAAGUCUGUUCAAACCUGUCCAACAUGCUGCAUGGCCAUGAUCCAACAAUCGCUAAUAAGUAAGAGAAUAAUUUUAUUGUAUUUAUUUUACUUUGCCAGCCACAACAGUGUUAAGCAAUUAUUGUGGGUGCU
Molecule: messenger RNA, 1172 nt
Organism: Paramuricea clavata
Lineage: Eukaryota; Metazoa; Cnidaria; Anthozoa; Malacalcyonacea; Plexauridae
Source: the annotation of a GenBank genome assembly